CAAUAGGAGGAGGUGGAGGGAAAGAGAGCAAGAGAGCGAGCUUCAGAGAGAAUGAGCGAGAGGGAGGACGAGGACAGGCAGGGAACCAGAACCGGCAUUAAAGAGAUAGAAGAAAAGAGGAGCAGCGUGUGGGAAGAGCAGCCCAUCAGAAAAAGAGCUUUCAACAUAUAGAGGAGGGGAGCCAGUUUGUGUAGAGUGCGUCACAGCCUGUGGCUCUGUCUGUGUGAUCCACGGUUCUCUGGAGGCCGUGGCAGCCAUGGCGACAGAGCCAGGCACCCAGUCCAGGGUGAUGUUUCAGGCGCCGGACAAGACAGAAGACCCGGCACACCGUAAGCUGGGUAAGCUGACAGUGAAGUACAACCGCAAGGACCUGCAGAGAAGGCUGGAUAUUGAGGAGUGGAUCGACGGGCAGCUGCACCUGCUGUUUGACUGUGAGGAGGAAGAGAUUCCAGAGUUAGAAAUCGACAUAGAUGAACUCCUAGAACUGCCCGACGAAGGACAAAGAACUCGACUUGAGGAAUUAUUGCAGGAAUGUGGAAAGCCAAAAGAGGAGUUUAUCAACGGGCUGCUCUACAGGAUAAAAGGCCUACGUAAAAUGUCAGGCCCCUUGAAGAAGUAACUGUAGGUCAAAUUAAGAACCAAGACGACGUGGAGCCUCUUCUUCCCCACAGGUUAAGAGUUUGUAUGCCUGGAAGUGCAAAUAUCACAUCGGGGACUUUUCCUGACUUCUUCCCCCCUUCCUGAGUCAGAAUGAAUUUUUUCUGCUCAAUUUAUGGACUCUAAAAUUUAAGCACCCUUCAAAAUAUCAAUAAUGUUAAAGUGAUAAACAUGGCACAACUAUUACCCAGAUGGACUCUUUUUUUGUGUAAGAGUAAAAGAGUGUACAUUUUCAGUUUCGUAUUUAUGUACAUAAGCAUUUUGUUUAGGUAACAGUGUUGUUGCAAUAAAGUGGAAGCUUUUCAAAACAAGGCUGUUUGUGCAAAUAAUCAGAUUUAGAACAAAGUGAUGAACCAGUUUGUUUUAUUCGACAUUAAUUAUGCAUCUGCAGGUUCAGUUUGAAUAAAUUAGAGUACUUUUGAAAGGUUUAUUUGGGUUUGCAAUUCAAUUAAAAAGGGAACACAAAUGUUUCACAUACUCAUUACAGUGGCAUAUUUCAAGUUAUGCUUCUGUUAAUUUUGAUGAUUAAGACCUAAAGCUAAUGACAACAAAAACAUUGUUUCUGCAUCAGAGACUGCCUUAAAAGGAAUCACUCAGCGGUUCUGCCAAGAUGUCAAGAAGGCCCAGGCUGAUUUAAAAGCAGCUUUUAGCUUAUUUCUAAUGUUGCAUUUGAUGUCUCUUACCUUCCUCUUGACAAUACCCUAAAGAUUUUCUAUGUGGUUUGGGGUCAGCAGAGUUUGCAGGCGAGAACAAUGAUGCCUUGGUCAUGAAACAAGUCCUGACUGUGAAUAGUUCACUGGACCUCACGCAACCUUUUUACUCUGCCUCAGCACCUUUUUUUUUUUUUUUACCAGUUUCCUUCCACUGCACUUUCUAUCCACAGGCUUAAAUAUAGUACCCUGUAAUCAUCCAGAAAAGAACAAUUUGCUGUAAGCCAUAAUCAUCUAAAUGAAGAGAAGAGAAUGCUUGAAGAAUAACAUGAGGUUCACAUUUUAAUUUGAAUUACCUUCUACAAAAAAACAACAACUAAUUAUUGGAAAAGCAGUUGCAUUACUUGGACAAAAAUUUACAGCGCUAUUAAAAACCACUCUGCUAUCACAGCCACUUUUCAUUAUGCCCUGCAGCACUUUGUCUGGACACAGCUGAAAGGAUAACCGUCAGCGUUCUGUUUUCUGACAUGAAUUUUUCAACAGAGUGAUGGAAACAAUGGAGGCGUCAACAUGUCAGGUCUAGGAGUAAACACACUGAAAUCAGCCACAGGAUGUUCCAUUAAGUGUGCACCCAUUAUACCCAUCCAUUUCCUGUGUGGUGGUGGUGCAUGACAUGGUCAGAAAAGGCAAACAUGGCCACCAUUAAUGGAGGGAGCACCCAGAGGAGAGUGUGAAGGCUUCCUAUAAGUUAACAGCACUCUGGUCCUCUCACUGUCAUACGCAGGGUCUUUUUGUUGAGGGCUCCAUUACGGUUAUUUGUAUUACUCUGACUCAUUCAUUCUUUCACUGACAAAGAAUCCAUACAUACAGCACAAAGAGGACCUGCCAGACGAUUUUCUUAAUAAUGACACGUUUUUGUUUUUUUUUUUUUAAAAGAGCUUUGGUGUUAAAAAUAAUCAAAACAAUUGCUUCAUUUAGAAUGAAAUGACAAGAGAGUCAGCGCUAAUGUCAGAACCACAGCCAGACAUAGACAAGAACAGCACAAAGGGAACAAAGGCCUCAGUGAUUCUUUCACACGAACUCGUCUGUGACUUUUCGGUAUCUAGCUGACAACAGUCUGAGAGCGAGUACACAUUGUCUUGGGUGAGUCCAUGAUCCGUCUGCUUGAUAGAAGUGCUGCAAAAAGUUAAAAAUACUCAAACAGUAAUGAGUGCAAAGUAUACUUAGGAAGAGGCUCUGUUGUCAUGAAAAACUAAGACAGCUUCAAACAAACUUGUGAGGCUUCUUAUUCACUUUGACACUUCUAAGUUGUGUUUUAUUUAGCAUCUUCAACUAAUACCUUUUUUUUUUUUUAGCAAAU
This is a messenger RNA of Gambusia affinis (western mosquitofish), 2667 nucleotides long. RefSeq names its product protein phosphatase 1 regulatory inhibitor subunit 14D (gene ppp1r14d). Lineage: Eukaryota; Metazoa; Chordata; Actinopteri; Cyprinodontiformes; Poeciliidae. The transcript is spliced from 4 exons. Gene Ontology annotation, molecular function: protein serine/threonine phosphatase inhibitor activity. The coding region runs from base 257 to 619 and encodes 120 amino acids. Gene Ontology annotation, biological process: regulation of phosphorylation. The record is from RefSeq and is a predicted model, not a curated record. Gene Ontology annotation, cellular component: cytoplasm.